Mya arenaria is the source of this 2092-nucleotide messenger RNA. RefSeq lists its product as uncharacterized. Bases 304 to 768 code for a protein of 154 amino acids. The record is from RefSeq and is a predicted model, not a curated record. Lineage: Eukaryota; Metazoa; Mollusca; Bivalvia; Myida; Myidae. The transcript is spliced from 3 exons.
UGUCAUUCCGUCCCGGUUGCUUGCCUUCCAGAUAUUAACAUCCUGUCAUUUGUAGUUUAGACUUGUAAUCAAGUGCGACUUAUAUUUUCCCAACUUCCUCAAGCAUUGUUUGAACUCGCGUAACUAGUGUAGAAUACUGGUACAAAGAUUUUGAUCAAAUCAUACACCUUUAACACUCGUCGGAAAGGAAUUUAUGAGUAUAUCGAAAGAGUAACAUCUUAGACAAGUCAACAUAUUUUGCUUAACAUCGCACAGAUAAUUUUGUGGAUUGUUAAAAAUACAACGGAUUGAAAAGGAGCAAACAUGGAUUUAAAGCAGAUUCUUGGUUUUGUUGGCGUUGGAUUAGCUGGAUUAAAUGUGCUAUUUUGCGUUCUAGCACUCGCUCUUGACAGCUGGAUAGAUGAAGUAUUUCUCGAUGUAGGACUUUGGAAAGGCUGGACAGUGACUGCAGACUGGCUGCAUGCCACCCGAGCCAUGGUGUUUCUGGGGCUGUUCUGUAUGAUAGGGGCCCUCGUGACAGCCAUACUGUACGUCUUCGUCAAAAAGGAUGACAAAAUGUUCCUCUUCAUUACCAUCGGCCUGUCAGGCAUUGCAGGCCUGUUCAUGAUGAUUGGCUUCGCUAUAUUCGCUGACGAGACAUCAUAUUUGCCCUAUGACUACGGUGCCGGAUUCGCACUGUGUGUGAUUGGAUGGCUCCUUGCUUGGGGUGUAGCCGGGCUUUUCGCCUUCAUGUUUAUUCUGUCCAGAGGAAGUUCUGCUCCCAGUUAGAUAGCUUGUCAUAUUAACAAAAAGGUGACCGUAUCUGUCAAAGGUGAUCACUCACCCCUUACUUCAAACACAAAAUAUAACUGAAACUACAUGAAUAACCCUAUUAAAAAACUUAGUAUCAUACACUAAACGAGAUACAACCGCGUACAAAACAUUACAGGUUGGCCACACAUGCGUCGAAAUAUCUUCAUUUACAAAUUUUCACAUUCGCCUAGUACUUUGUAAAGAUAAAACUUGACGUUUUUAUUGUAUAACACACAAGGAAUUAUGACGUCAUUGUUUGUUUCAAUAUUACACUUCGAUCGGAUUAGCGCGGCGUCAUUUAACCAAUGAUAUAAGACGUUACAAAAAAUCAGCUAUUCUUUUAUACAAACGUAUAUUGUCAUGAAAUUUGCUUGCGUUCCCCACUGCGUUCAUACAGCAUAAACGCACAAAAAAUGCGAUCAACCCUUAAAUGUUUAGGUACCACCUAAGGGUUAGGGUAAGGGUUAUGGUUAGGGCCAGUGAUACAGUUAACUGGGGUGUCAACUAUUUGAUGGGUACAUAACGUCACACUUGUCCCAACAUUUAUAAACAAUUGCAAAAAUAAAAGAAUAAGCCUCAUCGGGGAUAGCAAUGGAAAAAAAUCAUGAAAACUGAUAAACCAACUACUCAGCGACAAAAACCAUGUCCAAUUUCAUAAUUAAAAAGAAUGCAGAAUUAUUGUUGAUGAUUCCUGACGCCAUGCAAACAAUGACAUGUAUUUAAAGUAAGGAGUGAUGACCACUUUCAGAUAUAUGAACCUAUAUUUGAGCAAUGUAUUGAAUAUAUUGAUGCAUAGAGAUGUUUUUAUCUUAUUUUGUACGCUCUGUUUCUUCUUCAACUACUACUGUAUACCAAGUUGAAAGCAUUACAUCAUGACGCAUCUUAUGUCUUUAACAUGUAAUCUUUAAUAAAUUUAAUUAAUUAUUGCUAUAACAUACUUUUUUCUCUUUAGGUAUUUCACUAAUUUUAAUUAAUUAGAUCUGUAUGAAUCUCGUCCAGUCGUCUUUACAUUAUUUUCACUAUUGAACCUUUAUAGCCGGUGAUCCGAAUUCAAAGUUCGUAUCUUUAAAUAAAAUAUUGUUUUAUAUUGUGUAUAUGUAUCAAAAACAUCAAUAUUUCAAAGUACGUCUUGUAUUGUCAAUUCAUGCUUUGUGCUUAUGGGCGCAAGUUUCACCAGUAUUCAAACGCUUUUUUCAUGAACAUAAUGCUUUAAAAUUGCUAAUAGUAUAUAUGAAUAUAUGUUUAUAUGACUUGUAUACAUAUUUUAGAAAUUAUUAUUUUAAUAAAUUUAAAACAACAA